UUAAAACCUUGUUUUCCAAAUCCCCAAUUCACGUUACCUACGAAAGUCUUCUUCUUCAUUCCAAAAUCUGACUGCUUCGCUAUCGUCUGCUACUUAAUCACUCCCCUAAAAUCCAAAUCUCCAAUUCGAAGUCUUAAGAGAUGGAAGAAGAAGAGGUCCAGAAUAUGUGGUCCAUAUGGUGACAGACAACACUGCAAACUAUGUUGCCACUGGAGAGGGUGUCUCUCUUUCAAUGCUGCGAAUUCUGUGUGUUAUCAACAAAGUAUAGAUGCUAUAGUUAGCAUGGGCCUUGACUACAAAAGUCCGAACUUUCACAGUUUUCGUAGUUAUUUGUUGGCUAAAAAUGUUGAGGAGGUACAGAAUUAUGUUGAAAGCUAUAGUUCAACAUGGAAGACGACUGGUUGUACAAUUAAGACAGAUGGUUGGACAGAUCAAUGUAAACGAACUCUUAUGAAUUUUUCAGUUUAUUGUCCAAAAGGAACAGUAUCCUUAAAAUCUGUAGAUGCUUCAGAUGAAUCAAAAAGUGCUGACACGUUAUACAAGUUAUUUCGAGAUGUUGUGUUAUUUGUAGGUCCAGAAUAUGUGGUCCAUAUGAUGACAGACAACACUGCAAACUAUGUUGCCGCUGGUAGGUUAUUGGAGCUAGAGUUUCAAACAUUAUUUUGGUCUCCAUGUGCAGCUCAUUGCAUUAAUCUAAUAUUUCAUGAUAUUGGUAAGCUUGAUGAAGUUAGUAAUGUCGUAUCUCAAGCAUCGAAAAUCACAUGAAUUUGUGUGUAGGUCUAAUCUGGCUGUACUAUAAGUUGUGUUUGUUUAUGGUGGAUUCAUACUAGCUUGUGCCCAGAGUUUUACCUAGUUGG
Molecule: messenger RNA, 857 nt
Organism: Olea europaea var. sylvestris
Lineage: Eukaryota; Viridiplantae; Streptophyta; Magnoliopsida; Lamiales; Oleaceae
Exons: 3
Coding region: 283-765 (160 amino acids)
Source: RefSeq, a predicted model, not a curated record